This is a messenger RNA of Copidosoma floridanum, 2088 nucleotides long. Its product is annotated as vascular endothelial growth factor receptor 1-like. NCBI's taxonomy places the organism in Eukaryota, Metazoa, Arthropoda, Insecta, Hymenoptera, Encyrtidae. The record is from RefSeq and is a predicted model, not a curated record.
AUGACGCUAGUAGUAACAAUAAAGAAGAGUGGAGUUAUGAUAAGGUCAGGCUGCCAUGGAUUUAAGCCUCAGCUCUAUCCAAAUGUGACCGAGUUGCAAAUAAACGAAGGAGAUACCCUUAAGAUAACGUGCAUGAGCAAAGGCUACAUUAAUUUUCAUUUUCCUACCAGCAAUGCAAGAGGCAGAACAACCUCUCAACCCGAUAUUAUACCAGAAGGCAGGAGCACCAACAAGACAUUUAUUAGAUCAUCAACUGUUUUUGGAGACACUGGCUGGUAUUGUUGUGCUGAUGAAAGCAAACGAAUAACAAAUAUGACUUUCAAAAACCACAAUGAGCAAGGAGUUACUUGGAUUAAACCAAAUAUUAAAGUGAAUGGUCUAAAAGACAUGACUGUAGGCUCGAAAUUAAGUCUGAAAUGUACUGUCAAAGUUAGAAGGGAAGCCCUUUACAACAUUUUCUGGAAAAUUCCCAAUAAUAUGACUUCCAGGAUAAUUUUUAAUAAUGUGCAAGAAGUAGCAGAGAAGUAUUACACGUAUGAUCUAAUUACGUCUGAACUCAUUGUUGACAAUGUGACUUUCGGUGAUAAAGGAUAUUACGAAUGCCAAGUAAAAUCAUCGUUUAAUAAAACUAAAAGUACUCAUACAUACAUUUGCAUAUAUGAUUCUAAUAAACCAUAUAUCCAUUUGACGUCUAAUAAUAAAAACGUAUACGGCAAUUACGGUGACUCUGUGACUUUUGUGGCUUACGCCACUGCAUGUCCAACACCAAAUUUUAAAUGGGUGGAUAAUCAUGGUUUCAGAAUUCAUAGUGAUCCAAGUCUAGGUUACUCAAUACUAACAAAAUACAACGAAUCAACACUGAGCAUGAGCUUGCGCAUAGACAAUAUUAAACCUUUCAACAGGGGUUUUUAUACACUCUCAGCUGGAAAUAUUGCUGGAAAGAAGGAACUAACAUUUCAUCUUAAAUUUCUUGAUAAGCCAAGGGUGUGGUUAAAUACAAGUUAUCCUAAAGGUUACUACAGCUUUAAUGAGAGCGUUACGUUUGCUUGCCAUGUUGAGAGUAAAUCUAAAUUUAACAUAUCGUGGACUUACAAAAGGCACCUCAAAUUCAAGUUUCAAUACAUUGAUGAAACAAAUAAGAUACUGCGUUUGCAUGGUAUGAAUACAAAUGAAACGAGUAAUAAUGCUGAAAGUGAGUCGAUAGUUAUGAUAAGCCCGCUAGGAAGGUCUACAAUCAAAUGCACGGCUUGCAAUAAAGAUGGAUGUGUCAAUAAGGAGCAUGAUAUUUAUGUGACAGACGGAGUCCCCAAUAAGGCUUUUGGAGUUAUAGAGCCAAAAACCAAAUUUUAUGAAAGUCAAAACAUCUCUUUAGUAUGUGCCGCUGUCAUACAUAUAUUUUCCGAGGUACUAUGGUAUGACAAUAAAAACGAAAAAAUUGUAGAUUCAGAAAGAAUACACGUAACAUUUAAAGAAACUAACUACACUGAACGUGCCAUUCUGUCGAUUACUAACGUGAGUCGUUCCGAUGAAAGGGAUUAUUAUUGCGUCACAAAAAAUUUAUAUGGAAAAAUUCGAGAGAAAUAUUCUCUUAAGAUUAACAUUCCAGCUUAUUUCGUUCAUGUAAAUAUGAAUGACUUUGCAAUAAUACGGUUUGCAAAAGAUCCUGAAAAUCCUGUUUAUUUAUUAUGUUACAUUGGAGGAACGCCAACCCCUAACAUUACAUGGUUUAAAGACGGUACACCUUUGGAGUCUUCAAAGCAGUUUAGUUUAGAGGAUAGAAAUCAAAAGUUAGUCAUACGAUAUCUUUUGGAACGUGACAGUGGAAAUCAAGAACUUUACAUUUGGAUUGCGAUGAUAGUGUGGUUCAUAACAAUUCUCAUUUCUCUUUUAAUGUACUUUUAUUUGAAAACUCAACAUGCGAAGUUUAAAGAAAAAAAACUAUUAGAAGCUGGCAGUACGAAUUUUAAAGAAGGAGCAGUUGAUUUAAUAAACCCAGAUUUAACCGUAGACGAGCAGGCAGAACUUCUUCCUUACGAUAUUAGAUGGGAGUUUCCUAUUGAGAAGUUAAGAUUAGGUAAAAAAUUAUAA